Molecule: messenger RNA, 479 nt
Organism: Nestor notabilis (Kea)
Lineage: Eukaryota; Metazoa; Chordata; Aves; Psittaciformes; Psittacidae
Gene: TP53RK
Product: TP53 regulating kinase
Exons: 1
Biological process (GO): protein phosphorylation
Cellular component (GO): EKC/KEOPS complex; nucleus; cytosol
Molecular function (GO): protein serine/threonine kinase activity; ATP binding
Source: RefSeq, a predicted model, not a curated record
GGAUUUCAGCCCCAGUGGUCUACUUCGUGGAUUAUGUCACCAACUCCAUAUAUCUUGAAGAUAUUGUAGGCUCGAUUACUGUUCAAGAUCAUAUUAAUUCUGUACAGCAGAGUGAGAAUGAUACCAGUAGUCUCCUUACCUUAGCAGAGAAGAUGGGUGAGGUGUUAGCAAGAAUGCACGAUGAAGAUCUUAUACAUGGGGAUCUUACAACUUCCAAUAUACUCCUGCGGCCACCCGUGGAGAAGCUGGACUUGGUGCUGAUAGACUUUGGACUCAGUUUUAUUUCAGGACUUCCAGAGGAUAAAGGAGUUGAUUUGUACGUGUUGGAGAAAGCCUUCCUUAGCACUCAUCCAGAUACUGAAACUUUAUUUCAAGCUCUGCUAAAGAGCUAUGCAGCUACAUCAAAGAAAUCUGGCCCUGUAAUCAAGAAGCUGGAUGAAGUACGACUAAGGGGAAGGAAAAGAUCCAUGGUUGGGUAG